Messenger RNA from Pundamilia nyererei, 3938 nucleotides. The record is from RefSeq and is a predicted model, not a curated record. Lineage: Eukaryota; Metazoa; Chordata; Actinopteri; Cichliformes; Cichlidae.
CGGACGGCAGAAUGGAGGGAUCCGAGUGUCCGCCUGUGACCGUGGAGGGGGACUGGACUCCGACUCAGACCAAAGCCCUGAAGAACAAACUACAGCUUUACUUCCAGAGCAAGAAGAAGUCGGGCGGAGGAGACUGCCGGGUCGAGGCGGAGGAGGGAGCCCCGAGGGCGGCCGUUUACUUCAGCUCACCGGAGGAGAGAGAAAGAGUCCUCGCAAGGAAGAACCAUGAAAUCAUCCUGGACAGUAAAACCAUUAGGUUACAGCUGAGUUUAGAACCAAACUCAUCAAGAAGUGUUGAUGUUUCAGACUCAGAGUCUCCUCAGAGCACUGCAGUGGUGUUGGAAAACGUCACAGACAACAUGUCCACAGAGUUGUUGACCAUGCUGGUGGAGAUCAUCUCUGGGCUGGACGAGAACAGCUUCAGUCUGGAGAUCAUCAGAGAAUCCAACAGAGCUGUGAUCACCUUCAACAACUCUGCAGCGGUCGUCAAGAAGGCCCAACAGUGGCUGUACUUCCUGAGGGUCCUCAGGAAGUACAAGCUGAACUCCAACCUGCUGCUGACCUUCUACCGCUCGUCCAUUGAGAGCCUGCUAACCUACUGCAUCACAAGAUUCCUCACUGACAGUAAGACCAGCACAAAGUUUCAGAAACAUGGACUGAGCGCUCGGCCGCUGGAGGCAGCAACAAGCGUCCGAGUGGAGAGUUUUCCUCCAACUGUGGUUAAAGUUGUGGAAGAGAUUUGCAUAAAAAAAGACCUCAAGAUGAAGUCUAUAACUAUGAAGGUAUAUCCAUACUAUGAGUCACUGGGAACCGCCUUGUAUGGCAAAGAACGACCAACAUGGAAGAUGCCCGAGCCCUUCACAGAGCCUGUUCUCCACGUUAUCUGGAAAUUCCUUGUGGAGAAGAAACUAUCAGAACACAUCAAUGAUCAGAUGCGUCCACAUUUCUGCAGAAUGGAUUUGAAUGGCCCCGACGUUAAACUCAGCCCUUUGCCUGAGUUUUUGAGGCAGCAAGGUCUGACUGCAGAACAUGUAAAUAACUGGAUGAAUAAGGCCCAAGAGGCCUUCCGUUGCCUGAUGUCUCAGUACACAUCAUUUGAAUGUCAAGCAAAUGCACUGGGAUGGACAGCUGCAGAGAAAGAUGUCCGUUCAGUUGUGAAGGAAGAUGCCAUCCUGGUGCUGGAUACAUCCAAAGGGUUUCUGACUGUUGCUGGCCGAGCUGAUGAUAUAAAACGAAUCAGGGCUCCUGUGGAGAAGAUUCUUCUUAAAGCCAUGAGUCUCAUUGAACGACAGACAAACAGCAUCUCUGAGGAAAUGAUUUUGUCCCCCGCAAUCUUCUACGUCCUGAAGCAGGAAGGGCUCCAGAAAACUGCUCUGGACAUUUCUCCUGAGAUGAAACUCUCUUAUGAUGAAGGCACCCAGAAGUUAACCAUUACAGGACUUCCUGCAGAGGUCUUCAAGACUAAGGCGUGGAUCUUGGAGAGGAAUGUGAAUUUGAGUAAAAAAUACCAGAAUGUCCCCCCAUGUCUUCUAGACUUUCUCAGAACAUUGGAUCCCAUGGACAUGUCCCAGGAUCUGUUCGCAUCUCAAGGCAUCAAUGCAAUCUACACCAUUGACAACAAAGGACUUCUGCUGUUGGGAAAUUCUGACUUAAUCCUUGCUGAUGCAGAAAGUAAGAUGAUGGCUGCUUUGGCUCAUCAGAUUGUGAAUGUGGAAGAUCAGGAAGUUUUAAAACUUCCAAACUGGAUGGACCUGAAGCAACAACUGUUGGACACCUACAACCUAUCAAAGAAGAAAAGAACAGUGGCCAUUGAGAUCCAUCCAGAGAGAGGACGCAAAAUAACAGUGGCUGGUUUUGUUAAUCCAGUGAAAGAGGUCAGUCAUAGUCUGAGGGAGUUCAUUGAGAACUACUCACGAGUUCAAGAAUUUAUUGAUGUUCAAUCCAGUGCUGCUGUUAAGUUUAUUGAAGGGAAACAGACAGAGGAAUGGUCCAGUAUUGCCAAAGACAAUGAUGUGUCAGUAAAUUUUGAUGUAAAGCAUCCAAGAAUCAGCAUUGCAGGAGCUCGUCUUCAUGUCCAAAAAACCAAAUUCUGCUUUAUGGAACUGCUCAGUGAACUCUUCUCUUUUGAAUUUCAAGCAAAUGCACUGGGAUGGAAAGCUGCAGAAAAAGAUGUCCAUUCAGUUGUGAAGGAAGAUGCCAUCUUGGUGCUGGAUGCAUCCAAAGGGGUUCUGACUGUUGCUGGCCGAGCUGAUGAUAUAAAACGAAUCAGGGCUCCUGUAGAGAACAUUCUUCUUAAAGCCAUGAGUCACAUUGAACGACAGACAAACAGCAUCUCUGAGGAAAUGAUUUUGUCCCCUGCAUGGUUCUACAUCCUGAAGCAGGAAGGGCUCCACAAAGCUGCUCUGGACAUUUCUCCUGAGAUGAAACUCUCUUAUGAUGAAGGCACCCAGAAGUUAACCAUUACAGGACUCACUGCAGAGGUCUUCAAGACUAAGUCAUGGAUCUUGGAGAGGAAUGUGAAUAUGAGUAAAAAACAUCAGAAUGUGCCCCCAUGUCUUCUAGACUUUCUCAGAACAUUGGAUCCUGUCGAUUUGUCCCAGGAUCUGUUCACAUCUCAAGGCAUCAAUGCAACCUACACCAUUGAAAACAAAGGACUUCUGCUGUUGGGGAGUUCUGAAAGAGCCCUAGCUGAUGCAGAAAGUCAGAUGAUGGCUGCUUUGACCCACCAGAUUGUUGAUGUGGAAGUUCUAAAACUUCCUAACUGGAUGGAACUGAAGCAAAAGUUGCUGGACACCUACAACUUAUCAAAGAAGAAAAAGACUGUGGCCAUUGAGAUGCAUCCACAAAGAAGAGAUAAAAUAACAGUGGCUGGUUUUGUGGAUCCAGUGAAAGAGGUCAGUCAUAGUCUGAGGGAGUUGAGAAUUGAGAAUUACUCACGAGUUCAAGAAACCCUUCGUGUUCAAUCCUGUGCUGCUGUUCAGUUUAUUGAAAAGAAAAGAAUAGAGGAAUGGUCCAGUAUUGCCAAAAAUAAUAAUGUGUCAGUUAAUUUUUAUGUACAGAAGCAGAGCAUCAGCAUCCUUGGUGCUCGUCUUCAUGUCCAGAAAGCCAAAUCCUGCUUUAUGGAACUGGCCAGUGCUCUCUUCACUGACACCUUAACUGUGGACAAGCCCGGAGCAAAGAAAUACUUCCAAACCCAAGGAAGCAUUUUCCUGUCUACAAUAAUGAAUGAGUUAAGAUGUGUUAUUCUCCUUCGUCCAGAGAUUGAAGAUGAAGGAGAAGAAGAGAAUUAUGAAGAAGAAACUAAGCUUUGUUAUUGUAAAGUGCAGACCAUCAGUGGAGUUCUGAUUUCUGUCAGUAAGGUGGACAUCUGCAGCUUUGGUGUGGACGCUGUGGUCAAUGCAGCUAAUGAGGACUUAGACCACAUUGGUGGCCUGGCUUUGGCACUGCUAAAGGCUGCAGGACCACAGCUGCAGAGAGAAAGCAGCGACUACGUCGCUAAAAAUGGACGUCUACAUCCAGGUGACGCCAUCAUAACAGAUGCAUACAACCUGCCUUGCAAACAUGUUGUCCAUGCAGUUGGUCCACGAUUCUCUGACUUUGACAGGAAGACAGCAGUGUCACGCCUGAAGACUGCAGUUAGAGAAAGUCUGAGACAAGCAGAGAUGGCCAACUGCUCCAGCAUUGCACUGCCAGCGAUCAGCUCGGGCAUCUUUGGUUUCCCUGUUGACCUCUGUGCUGAGACCAUAGCCCAGGCAGUUCGGGAGUACUGUGACAGCCCACAAGGUCUGAGAUCAUUAACUGAGAUUCACCUGGUGGACAACAACGAUACGACCGUCAGAGUCAUGGCUACAGCUGUGAGCAAGGAGUUCUCAGACCUCGGACCUACCAUGACCAUCCCACAGCAAGCAGGCGGGAAACGAACAGGAGCUUCAGGGUGA